Wasmannia auropunctata (little fire ant) is the source of this 535-nucleotide messenger RNA. RefSeq lists its product as uncharacterized. The record is from RefSeq and is a predicted model, not a curated record. NCBI's taxonomy places the organism in Eukaryota, Metazoa, Arthropoda, Insecta, Hymenoptera, Formicidae. The transcript has 3 exons. The annotation marks the transcript as partial.
AUUAUUAUCGAGUUUUGUUCUCUUGUGUAACUGAUGUACAUUUGGACUGUAUUGAUGAGAAUUUUAAAUUAAAACCUGACAUACAUUACGUUGAUUCAGCAUUUAAAUAAAGUAACUUCGAAAAUUUGAAAUGUACGUAUGGAUCUCCCACUCUCUUUUGGAGAAAGAAAAUUGCGAACGAAUUCACGUGUUACCUUUAAUCGUGGAAUGGAAGUUACAGUUCGCUUUUCUAAUCUCUAUUGCUCGCGGACUGCAGAUCAACAAAACAGUGAAAAAUGAAAUGGCCCUAAACACAUCAUCAUGGCUGAAUCAAUGCUUUGUGGAGAAGAUUCUGCGAAAAUCGGAAAGCGACAAUUCAAUUCAAGUGAUCGAUAUAUUCUCGAAUCCGGGCUCAAAUAAGGGUGACAACUAUCUCUGUGAUAUUAUUAGGAUUACUGCUGAAUUUUCGCGUGAACAAAGCGGUCAUAAGAUUGUGGAAAAGAAAUCAAUAAUCGUUAAAGUUUCGCCAACAUCCGAAAGUAUUCGAUAUAAUAUU